AUGGCUGCCGCAUGUCCUGCUACAUUGGCUCCAGCCAACAUGCAGAAACCGGAAGGCCUGGAUCUCUAUGCUCGAUUCGCGCUCGCCGGUGCUUUGGGUUGCUCCAUAACUCACGCUGUCUUCACACCCGUCGAUGUUGUCAAGACGAAGAUACAGCUUGACCCAGCAACCUAUAACCGUGGCAUGGUUGCAGGUUUCCGCCAAGUAAUACGCAACGAAGGGGUCGGUGGUCUACUGACAGGCUUGGGCCCAACGUUCACCGGCUACUUCAUCCAAGGAGGCGUCAAAUUUGGACUCUAUGAACUCUUCAAGAAACAAUCAAUUGAGAUCAUUGGACUCGAGAAAGUGAGAAGGAAUCGUACUGCAGUCUACUCCGUCUCGGCAGCCUGUGCUGAGUGUUGCUCUGCCGUCACACUUUGUCCCGCGGAAGCUACUCGCAUUAGACUUGUGUCCGUGCCUGGUUUCGCCAACGGAUUGAUAGGUGGGUUCAGCAAGAUCUUGAAGCAUGAGGGUGUUGGCGCAUUAUACUCUGGAUUCGGCCCCAUCUUGUUUAAACAAGUUCCAUACACGGUUACAAAAUUUGUCUCAUUCGAAAAGAUUUCCGAGUUCUUCUUCGCCCGUCUCGAUAACGCCAAGACCGGCACUACCCAGCUCAUGAUCAACAUGGGAUCCGGCCUCUUAUCAGGUUGUGCAGCUGCCAUCAUCUCGCAACCAGCCGACACGAUGUUGUCUAAAAUCAACAAGACGAAGGGGUUGCCCGGCGAAAGGACUGCGUUUCGUCUUUACAAGAUUGCGGGCGAGCUCGGAUUCCGUGGUUCAUUCGCCGGGCUCCCGGCACGUCUGUUCAUGAUUGGUGGGCUCACCGCUGGCCAAUUUGCCAUCUAUGGCAGCAUCAAAACGGCUCUCGGUAUAGGCGUUCGACUUUCUUUUCAUGGCUUAGCUGACUAUAGGCAUUUAGGUGCUACUAAUGGUGUGGAGAUCUCAAAGUGA
This is a messenger RNA of Colletotrichum acutatum, 990 nucleotides long. RefSeq names its product mitochondrial carrier domain-containing protein. Gene Ontology annotation, biological process: mitochondrial phosphate ion transmembrane transport. Gene Ontology annotation, cellular component: mitochondrial inner membrane. Lineage: Eukaryota; Fungi; Ascomycota; Sordariomycetes; Glomerellales; Glomerellaceae. Bases 1 to 990 code for a protein of 329 amino acids. The record is from RefSeq and is a predicted model, not a curated record. Gene Ontology annotation, molecular function: phosphate transmembrane transporter activity. The transcript is spliced from 3 exons.